UUCAACAUAAAUAAAACGAUAAAUAUAUUUGAAAGGAAUAUUACAAAUAAAAAUUAGGAAAUGAACUGGAAAUAUAAAUGUUUUUCCAAUUUAAAAAUUUAUUAAAAACUAAUGGAAAAUAAUCCAAGUGUUUGUUAAAAAUUUUAUCGUGUUGCAAUUACAAUUUGUUUUCUUUUGAUUUAUAGGUUAUGUUUUUUCCGGAAUAAAAAUAUUUUCAAGAUAAUAUUUAAUUAAUAAUGUCAGUAUUAGGACAACAACUAAUUUCGAGAUUUUGUUUAAAAAAUAUUAAAAAUUUAGUGCCAUGUGUUGUCACAUGUAAAUUUAGUGAAAAUGUUGCUGAAAAAAAACAUGUUUCUAAUUCAUCAAAUGCUAUUCCUGAUCCCAUACCGGGAAUGAUACAAACUGCUAUUCUUAAAAAAUAUUCCUCACCUUUAGUUAUUGAAAAUAUUGAACCAGUGAAUAAUAUCAAAUCAAAUGAGGUACUUAUUGACGUAAGUUAUUGUGCUUGUAAUGGACCAGAUGUUCUUCUCAGUGAAAAUUCUUACAAUUCCAAAUUGAAUCCGCCUUUUGUUCUCGGAUAUGAGCUAGUUGGAAAGCUUCUUCAAGUCGGAGCAGAGGCUCAGGCAGCUGGUUACAAAGUCAACGACAAAGUUGUUGCUUUGAGUAAAGAACGCUUUGGAGGAUUUUCUGAACAAUGCGUUGUUGAAGUCGGCGAUAUUUGGAGAGUACCGUCAUCAAUUAAAUCAAUAGAUGCCGUUAGUUUGAUGGAAAAUUACAUGACUGCUUUAAUUGCAUUUGAACAAUGCGGAGCACUUGAAGAAAAUGAUACAGCAUUAAUUAAUGUUGGAUUGAGAGGAGCAGGUCUUGCGGCCGUCGAUGUUGCCACAAACGUUUAUAGAACAAAGGCAAUUGCAGUUUGUGCUUCUGAAGAAACAGCAAAUUUGGUUAGAGAAGAGAAAGGAGCAUUCGCUGCAUUUAAAUAUAGCGAGAAAAAAUUAAUAAGUCAGAUUAAAGAAAUUGCUAAAGAAUUAAAUAUUCAUGAUAUUUUCGAAGACAAUGAAGGGGAACGUUUCAAAAAUAUGUUACAUUGUUUUACCAAUAUUUAUAAGACUAAAACAUUGUCGAAGGAUAUGCUGAGGGAUGAUAAUUUUGCCACCGUAGUACAGUACUUAUCACGUGAAGGAAAACUGGUCGUUGCUGGAGUUGCCGAAACGAAAGGAGAAUCGCAAAAUGAUAAUAAAGAGAGUGGUUUCAGCGUCACGGGAAUCAACCUUCGAGAAUAUCGGAAGAACAACCAUGAAUUAUACCGCCAAGCUGGUGAGGAAGUCUUAUCUCAUUUUGAAGAAGGACUUAUCAAACCAUCUUACUCAUUAAUAGUAGGUCUUUACAAAAUUAAUGAGGCAAUGAAGUCGGUUACUGAUACGAAAUCGUCUGGAAAGGUUUUAAUUGAUUUAAAAGAUAAAAAUGCACCACUUGUAAGAAAAAAAAAUGAUGUCCAGUAAACGAAUUAACAUAAGCAAUACGAAGCGCACUAUAAAGGAAUUUUGGAAUCAAAAAAAUUAAUUUAAUCUUAAGGUAAUUUUGUAUGAAAAGGAUAAAAUAAUAAAUUUUCUAAAGACAAAUACAAA
Leptopilina boulardi is the source of this 1628-nucleotide messenger RNA. RefSeq names its product quinone oxidoreductase-like protein 2. The transcript is spliced from 8 exons. Gene Ontology annotation, molecular function: oxidoreductase activity. Gene Ontology annotation, cellular component: mitochondrion. Bases 237 to 1502 code for a protein of 421 amino acids. Lineage: Eukaryota; Metazoa; Arthropoda; Insecta; Hymenoptera; Figitidae. The record is from RefSeq and is a predicted model, not a curated record.